Messenger RNA from Aethalodelphis obliquidens (Pacific white-sided dolphin), 8502 nucleotides. It is a transcript of the gene DOCK8, whose product is annotated as dedicator of cytokinesis 8. Gene Ontology annotation, biological process: small GTPase-mediated signal transduction; positive regulation of GTPase activity; positive regulation of establishment of T cell polarity. The coding region runs from base 200 to 6496 and encodes 2098 amino acids. The transcript is spliced from 48 exons. The record is from RefSeq and is a predicted model, not a curated record. NCBI's taxonomy places the organism in Eukaryota, Metazoa, Chordata, Mammalia, Artiodactyla, Delphinidae. Gene Ontology annotation, molecular function: guanyl-nucleotide exchange factor activity. Gene Ontology annotation, cellular component: cell leading edge.
GCUGGCCGCCGCAGCUCUGAGGUUGGGCCCUCCCCCGGGGUGAUUUCAGCGCUGAAGGUGGAAAUGCGGAAGUUUCCAGCUGCGACUGACAGAUGAGGCUCGCGUCCCGCUCGGCACGUGCUGCUGCAGCCCUGCGGCGCACCGGGCCCCCGCUGGGCGCCUCAAGAGACCCUAGAGGCCGAAGAGCCGCCGGCGCGCCAUGGCCACGCUGCCGAGCGCAGAGCGCCGCGCGUUCGCGCUCAAGAUCAACAGGUAUUCUUCUGCGGAAAUAAGGAAACAGUUUACCCUCCCACCAAACCUUGGCCAGUACCAUCGACAAAGCAUAAGUACCUCUGGCUUCCCCUCUCUUCAACUACCUCAGUUUUAUGACCCGGUGGAGCCAGUGGACUUUGAAGGACUUCUGAUGACACACCUGAACAGCCUGGAUGUGGAGCUUGCCCAAGAGCUGGGAGACUUCUCCGAAGAUGACUUGGACGUGGUGUUCACGCCGAAGGAAUGUCGAACUUUGCAGCCCUCUUUGCCGGAGGAAGGGGUUGAACUGGACCCUCACGUCAGGGACUGCGUUCAGACCUAUAUUCGGGAGUGGCUAAUUGUGAAUCGGAAAAACCAAGGAAGUUCGGAGAUUUGCGGCUUUAAAAAGACUGGAUCCCGAAAAGAUUUUCACAAGACGCUUCAGAAACAGAUGUUUGAGUCAGAAACCUUGGAGUGCAGUGAACCCAGCUCUCAGGCAGGCCCCUGCCACUUGAACGUGCUGUGCGAUGUAUCUGGGAAAGGCCCCAUCACUGCCUGUGACUUUGACCUCCGCAGCCUGCAGCCUGAUUUGCGGCUGAAAAACCUCGUGCAACAAGUGAGUGCCGAGGACUUUGAGAAGCAGAAUGAGGAGGCCCGGAGGACCAAUCGGCAGGCCGAGCUCUUUGCCCUUUACCCGUCAGUGGAUGAGGAGGAUGCUGUGGAAAUACGUCCGGUACCAGACUGUCCUAAGGAACAUCUGGGCAACAGAAUAUUGGUCAAGUUGCUGACCCUGAAGUUUGAGAUUGAAAUUGAGCCUCUGUUUGCCAGCAUUGCCCUCUACGAUGUUAAAGAAAGGAAAAAGAUCUCAGAAAAUUUUCACUGUGACCUGAACUCUGACCAAUUCAAAGGAUUUCUGCGUGCUCACACGCCCUCUGUUGCCACGUCCAGUCAGGCAAGAUCUGCGGUAUUCUCAGUCACCUAUCCAUCCUCGGACAUCUACCUAGUAGUCAAGAUUGAAAAAGUCCUUCAGCAGGGAGAGAUUGGAGACUGUGCAGAACCCUACAUGGUUAUCAAAGAAAGUGAUGGUGGAAAGAGUAAAGAAAAGAUUGAAAAACUAAAACUUCAAGCUGAAUCCUUCUGCCAACGUUUGGGGAAAUACCGGAUGCCCUUUGCCUGGGCUCCCAUAAGCUUAGCAAGUUUCUUCAAUGUCUCUACCCUCGACAGGGAGGUAACUGAUGUGGAGUCCACGGUUGGGAAAGGCUCUGUGAGUGAGCGGAAAACUUUGUCCCAAUCUCGAAGACUUUCUGAAAGAGCCUUCUCCUUGGAGGAAAAUGGGGUUGGAUCCAACUUCAAGACCUUGACCAUUAACAGCUUUUUCAAGCAGGAGGGAGAUCGCCUUAGUGAUGAAGACUUAUUCAAGUUUUUAGCUGACUACAAAAGAUCUUCAUCCCUACAGAGAAGAGUCAAGUCAGUUCCAGGCUUGCUCAAACUGGAGAUUUCUCUGGCUCCAGAGAUGACCAGUUGCUGUCUGACUCCUGAAAUGCUGCCAGUGAGACCCUUUCCUGAAAACCGGGGACGCCCACACAAAGAGAUUUUGGAAUUUCCAAUCCGAGAAGUGUAUGUCCCUCAUACUGUGUACAGAAACCUUCUCUAUGUCUACCCACAGAGGCUGAACUUUGCUAACAAACUAGCAUCUGCCCGGAACAUCACAAUCAAGAUCCAGUUUAUGUGUGGAGAGGAUGCCAGCAAUGCUAUGCCGGUCAUCUUUGGAAGAUCCAAUGGGCCUGAAUUUCUGCAGGAAGUUUACACGGCUGUGACAUACCACAACAAGUCUCCUGACUUCUAUGAAGAAGUGAAAAUUAAGCUCCCUGCUAAGCUCACAGUAAAUCACCACCUCCUGUUCACCUUCUACCAUAUCAGCUGUCAGCAGAAGCAAGGAAACUCCGUAGAAACUCUCCUGGGAUAUUCAUGGCUGCCAAUUCUCUUAAACGAACGUCUUCAAACUGGCUCCUACUGUCUCCCAGUUGCCUUGGAGAAGCUGCCACCCAACUACUCUAUGCAUUCUGCAGAGAAAGUCCCUUUGCAGAAUCCUCCCAUUAAAUGGGCUGAAGGACAUAAGGGAGUAUUCAAUAUUGAAGUGCAAGCUGUUUCUUCUGUUCACACCCAGGACAACCACCUGGAGAAGUUCUUCACCCUCUGCCAUUCCCUGGAAAGCCAGGUGACCUUCCCCAUCCGCGUGCUGGACCAGAAGAUCAGUGAAGCGGCUCUGGAGCAUGAGCUGAAGCUCAGCAUCAUUUGCCUCAACUCCUCCCGCCUGGAGCCCCUUGUGCUCUUCCUGCACCUGGUGCUGGACAAGCUCUUCCAGCUGUUCGUGCAGCCCAUGGUCAUCGCUGGCCAGACAGCCAACUUCUCCCAGUUUGCCUUCGAGUCUGUGGUGGUCACCGCCAACAGUCUGCACAACAGCAAGGGCCUGGGCAAGGACCAGCAUGGGAGGAACUGCCUGCUGGCCUCCUAUGUGCACUACGUCUUCCGCCUGCCCGAGCCGCAGAGGGACGUACCCAAGUCAGGCAGCCCCACUUCCUUCCCAGACCCUCGCUACCACACAUACGGACGCACGUCUGCUGCCGCUGUGAGUUCAAAGCUGAUGCAGGCCCGAGUGAUGAGCAGCAGUAACCCAGACCUCGUGGGGACACACUCUGCAGCAGACGAGGAGGUUAAGAACAUCAUGUCUUCAAAGAUGACUGAUCGUAGCUGCAUCCGGAUGUCUUACUAUUGCUCUGGCAAUAAUGAUGCUCCAAGUUCAACAACAACCCCAAGGCCAGUCAGCAAAAAGCAUUUCCACGAGGAGCUUGCCCUGCAGAUGGUGGUCAGCACUGGAAUGGUGAAAGAAACAGUCUUCAAGUACUCCUGGUUCUUCUUUGAGCUUCUGGUGAAAAGCAUGGCCCAGUAUGUACACAACAUGGACAAACGGGACAAUUUUCGGAGGACUCGUUUUUCCGACCGUUUCAAAGAUGACAUAACUACUAUUGUUAAUGUGGUCACCUCGGAGAUUGCAGCCCUUUUAGUAAAACCUCAGAGGGAAAUUGAACAGGCGGAAAAGAUCAACAUCAGCCUGGCUUUCUUCUUGUAUGACCUCCUCUCACUCAUGGAUCGUGGCUUUGUGUUUAACCUCAUCAAACAUUAUUGCAACCAGCUGUCAGCCAAGCUCAACAACCUUCCAAUGCUCAUUUCCAUGAGGCUAGAGUUCCUGAGAAUUCUCUGCAGCCACGAACAUUACCUCAAUCUGAACCUCUUCUUUAUGAAUACUGAUACUGCUCCAGCGUCUCCCUGUCCCUCCAUAUCUUCCCAGAACUCCAGCUCCUGCUCCAGUUUCCAGGACCAGAAGAUUGCCAGCAUGUUUGAUCUGACACCAGAGUACCGCCAGCAGCACUUCCUCGCUGGGCUUCUCUUUACCGAGCUGGCCGCUGCCCUGGAUGCCGAAGGGGAAGGGAUCAGCAAAGUGCAAAGGAAAGCUGUCAGUGCCAUCCACAGCCUGCUCAGUUCUCACGACCUGGACCCGCGUUGUGUCAAACCGGAGGUGAAGGUCAAAGUUGCUGCCCUCUACCUGCCUUUGGUUGGUAUCAUUUUGGAUGCUUUGCCUCAGCUCUGUGACUUUACAGCUGCAGAUGCCCGCAGUGGAAAAAAUCGUACCAAUGGCUCAGAUGAAGAGCAAGAAGGGACCAGUGCAAUUAACCAGAAUGUGGCACUAGCCAUAGCUGGGAAUUUUACUUUGAAGACAAGUGGAACAAUGCUGUCUUCCCUGCCCUACAAGCAGUACAACAUGCUGAAUGCCGACACGACGCGAAACCUCAUGAUUUGCUUCCUCUGGAUCAUGAAAAAUGCCGAUCAGAGCCUCCUUAGGAAGUGGAUUGCUGACCUGCCAUCAAUGCAGCUAAACAGGAUUUUAGAUCUCCUUUUCAUCUGUGUCUCAUGUUUUGAAUACAAGGGAAAACAGAGUUCUGACAAAGUCAGUACCCAAGUUCUGCAGAAGUCGAGGGAUGUCAAGGCCAGGCUGGAAGAGGCUUUGCUCCGUGGGGAAGGGGCCAGAGGGGAGAUGAUGCGGCGUUGCCGGGCUCCAGGGAAUGACCGAUUUCCAGGCCUAAAUGAAAAUUUGAGAUGGAGGAAAGAGCAGACACAUUGGCGGCAAGCUAAUGAGAAGCUAGAUAAAACAAAAGCAGAGUUAGAUCAAGAAGCCUUGAUCAGUGGCAAUCUAGCUACCGAAGCAAAUUUAAUCAUCCUGGAUAUGCAGGAAAACAUUAUCCAGGCAAGCUCGGCUCUGGACUGUAAAGACAACCUGCUGGGAGGCGUGCUAAGGGUCCUGGUGAAUUCUCUGAGCUGUGAUCAGAGCACCACCUACCUGACUCACUGCUUUGCGACACUCCGUGCUCUCAUUGCCAAGUUCGGCGACUUGCUGUUUGAGGAGGAAGUGGAUCAGUGCGCGGACCUGUGUCAGCGAGUGCUGCAUCACUGCGGCAGCAGCAUGGACGUCGCCCGGAGCCAAGCCUGCGCCACUCUCUACCUGCUCAUGAGGUUCAGCUUUGGAGCCACCAGCAACUUUGCAAGAGUAAAGAUGCAAGUCACCAUGUCUCUGGCAUCUUUGGUGGGAAAAGCACCAGACUUUAAUGAGGAGUACCUGAGAAGAUCCUUGAGGACAAUUUUGGCCUAUGCGGAAGAGGACACAGACAUGCAGACCACUCCUUUCCCCAUGCAGGUGGAAGAACUUCUCUGCAAUCUGAAUAGCAUCUUAUAUGACACAGUGAAAAUGAGGGAAUUUCAGGAAGAUCCUGAGAUGCUUAUGGAUCUCAUGUACAGAAUUGCCAAGAGUUACCAGACAUCUCCUGACCUGCGGCUGACCUGGCUCCAGAACAUGGCGGAGAAGCACACCAAGGGGAAGUGCUACACAGAAGCUGCCAUGUGCCUGGUGCACGCAGCUGCCCUAGUGGCUGAAUAUCUGAGCAUGUUGGAGGACCACAGCUACCUGCCCGUGGGCAGCGUCAGCUUUCAGAAUAUUUCUUCCAACGUGCUGGAGGAGUCUGCGGUCUCUGAUGACACCCUGUCACCGGACGAGGACGGGGUGUGCUCCGGCCGGUACUUCACCGAGAGCGGCCUGGUGGGCCUCCUGGAGCAGGCGGCCGAGCUCUUCAGCACGGGAGGACUGUACGAGACGGUCAAUGAGGUCUACAAGCUGGUCAUCCCCAUCCUGGAAGCUCAUCGAGACUUCCGGAAGCUGACCUCCACCCACGAAAAGCUGCAGAAGGCCUUUGACAGCAUCAUUAGCAAGGGUCAUAAGAGAAUGUUUGGAACCUACUUUCGAGUUGGUUUCUACGGAUCCAGAUUUGGGGACUUGGAUGAGAAGGAAUUCGUUUACAAAGAGCCUGCAAUUACCAAGCUUCCUGAGAUCUCUCAUAGACUAGAGGGAUUUUAUAGUCAAUGUUUUGGUGCAGAAUUUGUGGAAGUGAUAAAAGACUCUGCUCCUGUGGACAAAACCAAGUUGGACCCUAACAAGGCCUACAUACAGAUCACUUUUGUGGAGCCCUACUUUGACGAGUAUGAGAUGAAAGACAGGCUAACCUACUUUGAGAAGAAUUUCGAUCUGCGGAGGUUUAUGUACACCACCCCCUUCACCCUGGAGGGCCGGCCUCGGGGAGAACUGCACGAGCAGUACCGGAGGAACACUGUCCUGACCACCAUGCACGCCUUCCCCUACAUCAAGACCAGGAUCAGCGUCAUCCAGAAGGAGGAGUUUGUUUUGACACCAAUUGAAGUUGCCAUCGAAGAUAUGAAGAAGAAGACCCUGCAGUUAGCAGUUGCCAUUAACCAGGAGCCUCCUGAUGCCAAGAUGCUUCAGAUGGUGCUGCAAGGCUCCGUCGGAGCUACUGUCAAUCAGGGACCACUGGAAGUAGCCCAAGUAUUUUUGGCUGAAAUUCCAGCUGACCCAAAACUCUAUCGACAUCACAACAAGUUGAGAUUAUGCUUUAAAGAAUUCAUAAUGCGAUGCGGUGAAGCCGUAGAGAAAAACAAGCGUCUCAUCACAGCAGACCAGAGAGAGUACCAGAUGGAACUCAAAAAGAACUACAACAAGCUGAGAGAGAACCUCAGGCCAAUGAUAGAGCGGAAAAUUCCAGAACUCUACAAGCCGAUAUUCAGAGUUGACAGUCAUAAGAGAGACUCCUUCCACAGAUCUAGUUUCAGGAAAUGUGAAACCCAGUUGUCACAGGGCAGCUAAGAAAAGCUAUCUUCACGCAUGAAGACUGGAGGCCCUGUGACCCUGGAGAAGGACCCGCUGGAACUUAAAACAGGACAUUUGCCGCACAGGACAUGCCACAUGCUCCCUGGCCAGACAGCACUCUGGAAGCUUUGGGAUCCAAGUGACCAUGGGAAUUACACCCAAAUGGGGUCUGAGCAGAUCUGGGGCAUUUGGGGGAUGGAGGUGGUGGAGGAUGGUUAAUCAGGGGUGCCUGUAUAUUUAUUAAGCCAUGUUUUUUCACAUAAUUGUGCAAAACAAAGCAUAAACAGCAUCUCCUGCUGAGUGGUCAGGAACUGAUGACUUCCUCCCGCCUGUAUUUGAAUUUAACCUGAAUUUAGAUAAACCCAAAUUGCCCAAGGGAAAAUGGACAAGUUGUCCACCAACUAUUCAGAGUGAACUUCUCUCCUCCCCUCUUUAUGGGAAAGGAAGGUGACCUUGCUGGAGUACAAAACAUUUCCAAUAAAACUGUGAGGAGAGGCCUUACUAGAAAUCCGAAGAUCCUGAAGGCUGGAAAUGUGGGGAUCAAUUAAUUAUUUGUGAACUUGUUACCCUUUUGGUAACGGUGGACUAAUUGUUGUAUAGUUAUUUUUGCUUUAUUGUUCUGUUAGGUGGUUAAUUUAACAUGCAUUUAUAGAGGAGCACACUCGAAGCACUGAGUUAGGAGAUAAUGGUACUCUGAGUGACCUGCCCAAAGUUGCAGAUGCUGCAGUUACUUAAAUUGAAACAAUUCUCCUCCAAAGCUUUGCGUUUUUUCUUAUGCUCGCUCCUGCUUGCUCUUUUUCUCAUCCUCUCUGGGACCAAGUUUAUUUUUAUAAAAGGGUAAUAUUUCUACUUUCAUUUCUGAACAUUGUGCAUGUGUACAUCAACUAAAGAAUAUAUUCAGGAUUCUUUGGACAGUGUACUUUAGGAGAAAGAGGAACAAAGUUAUUAUUUGAGAAUUAAAUUAUAUAUUUUUUAAUAUGAAUGAUUACCUUGACUGGUACUAAAAAUGUAAUAAGAAUUGCAAGCAAAAUGUUUCCCUUUGCAACUCGUGUUUUUUAUUUCGACAACUCAUGACUUUUGUAAAGCAUUUCAGAGAAGAAGAAAGAUGCAUGAUCAUGGCCUUGGUCAAACAGUGCUAUCCAGGGUCACCCCUCGUAUAUAAUAUUUAAUCUUGGUGGUCAUGAGAGAGAAUUUAAUUUGGAUAUCCAAGAACUUUUUGCUUACACCAUCAGGUAUGCAUGAACUUAUAUUCUGAAAGAGGACUGUUUUGUUUUUAAAUUACUAAAGCUUACUAGUUUAAGGGGCAAACUUUUUGUUUUUUAGGCAUUUGGGGCAGAACUCUUUCUAAAGUAUAUGAUAUGUUUGUUUUCUUAAAUGAGUACGCAUGACAUAUUUUAAUUCCAUGUGUUGUUAAGUAUCUUCUGUGUGGGAGACACUGGGUGAGACCAAGGUCAAACCACAUUGUCACUGCCCUCCAAAGCCUCUUAGUUUAGUGAGGAAGAGCAUCUGUAUGGCUGUAGCCGUAAUACACAGCAGACUAGAGCAGGCCCUGUGGAAGGUAACCUUUCCUGAGUGACUCCAGGGUGGCCAUUAUUAUCAACACCUAUUAUAUUUUGCCCUCAAACAAUAAGCCUUAGGUGGUAAGUAAGGUAGGCCUGGCUUUGAACUCUAAAAGCCCUAAUAAUCCUAUGACCUAAAAUAUUCUGGAUUAAAUGUCCCCUGCUUUUAGAUACGUGUUGUCACUUUUGAUUUCAGUCUCUCUUAUACCGCAGUGGGUACCACUUGCUUCACAAGUGCAAGGGCUGUGUCCACUGUUGCAUUUCUAUCCCCUAGCCCAGAACUCAACACACAGAAGACAUUUAAUAAGCAUAAGCUGAAUAAUUAAAUGAAUGAAUGAGUGUGAAUAGGCCUGCUUCUAGACCAGCACUGUGCAGUAGAAAUAUAAUACAAGCCACAUAUGUCACUUUAAAUUUUCUAGUAGACACAUUAAAGAAAAUCGGGAA